AUGAAUAACAUAAUUGUUUUAUUAUUUCUAAUAUCCAGUACUUGCAAUACGCUGCUAAUCAAAUGGACGAAUACAUUAAAGGGUGAAUGUUCCGAUGGCAAAUGGCGUUAUUUUCAGCAUCCUGUCGCCCUAACCUUUUUAAUGUUCUUGGGUGAAUGCAUCUGUUUUCUUAUCUACAAAACUAUCUUUGCUUUAUUGCGUCGACGGAAUGAUGGCUCUGAAGAUAAUAAUCUGUUGACAAGCGGUGACCGUGAAUUUCGACCAAUGGCAAUGUUAUUACCGGCAUUUUUAAAUACCAUAACAACGAUCCUAUUAUUAACUGGUCUAUAUUUGACAUAUGCAUCCAGUUUUCAGGCUAUUCGAUGUUCCACCAUAAUAUUUGUCGGCCUCUUUGGCUCGAUCUACUUAAAUCAACACCUCAUCGGACGUCAUUGGUCGGCAAUAAUUAUUAUUGCAUGCGGUCUUACAAUUAUCAUAUCCAAAGAUAUGCUGCGAGUAGAAUACGAACAGACCUCAUUGGCUCAUCCCAAUUCCAAUGCUGUACUUUCCGGUGAUUUACUUAUCAUUUGUGCCUCUAUAUUCCAGGCGGCUAAAAUGACAUUUGAAGAGAAAUAUGUCAAGGCGUGUAAUGUACCAAUUUUACAGGCUCUCGGAUGGCAGGGAAUAUGGGGUGUUGUGAUAACCUCCCUGCUAGCUAUCUGUAUGAAUUAUUUACCCACCCCCAUAUCACCGUUCAAUGAUAGUACCCGUGAGGUAUUCGAUGACCUACAGGAUAUUUUCAGUCAAUUGCAAAGUAAUCCUUGGCUUUUGGUUGCCGUUUGCAUUUUUGCUGUUACCACCGCCAUACAUGGUUUCACCAGUCUAGCCAUUAUCCGUUUCUCGUCGUCGGCAAAUCUCGUUCUGGCCGAUAGUAUUCGUUUCUAUUUCGUGUGGUUGAUGGCAUGUCUCUUGGAAUGGGAGUACAUUAAUUUGGUCACAAUCAUUGGCUAUUGCAUUUUACAAUUGGGUUUGAUUACCUAUCGUCGUGCCACCAUUUUGGAAUGGUAUCGUUCGAUAUUGUUGCGUAUUGCGCGCAAUCGUUAUGCGGAAAUGACUGCAGAUCCGGCAACGGGAGUUGGUGGUGCUGGCAUACCAACAAAUCGACCAGCUGAUAUAAUUUAA
Musca vetustissima is the source of this 1161-nucleotide messenger RNA. It is a transcript of the gene Tango9, whose product is annotated as solute carrier family 35 member F6. Gene Ontology annotation, cellular component: intracellular membrane-bounded organelle; membrane. NCBI's taxonomy places the organism in Eukaryota, Metazoa, Arthropoda, Insecta, Diptera, Muscidae. The record is from RefSeq and is a predicted model, not a curated record. Bases 1 to 1161 code for a protein of 386 amino acids. The transcript is spliced from 5 exons.